Messenger RNA from Myripristis murdjan (pinecone soldierfish), 4302 nucleotides. RefSeq names its product ubiquitin protein ligase E3A (gene ube3a). The record is from RefSeq and is a predicted model, not a curated record. The coding region runs from base 299 to 2830 and encodes 843 amino acids. Gene Ontology annotation, molecular function: ubiquitin protein ligase activity. Gene Ontology annotation, biological process: protein polyubiquitination. NCBI's taxonomy places the organism in Eukaryota, Metazoa, Chordata, Actinopteri, Holocentriformes, Holocentridae. The transcript has 11 exons.
UGGGAUACAUCACAGUGUUGUUUACAAGAUGGUACAGAAUAUUUUGUUUUGAUUUGCGAACAAGAAACGUUAAGGCCGGCUGCUAAUCAUUACCCGUGAGCGUUAUUCGCGUGCAGAUUGAAUUUAUUUGUAUCGAGGCGGCACACAGCGAGCGGAUCGAGCAGAUGGACGCGCAGCACAGCUCCGACUGUCAGGAGAAGUGAUUUUGCACAGUCACAGACAGAUUGACAGGACUGCCCCUGCUGAAAACACAGGACUAUAAAGUGGGCCUAUAGCAGUGGUCUUUGAAUCCAGCCGAAUGAAGAAAGCGGCUGCAAAGCAUCUAAUUGAGCGCUACUUUCGGCAGUUAACUGAGGGCUGUGGAAAUGGCAACUGCACGAAUGAGUUUUGUGCAUCAUGUUGUGAUUUUCAACCUGUGGAUAGCAAUUCAGCGGCUGUCAAAGCGCUUGAGCUUUUUAAGAUUAACGCAAAACUCUGUGAUCCUCACGCUUCCAAGAGUGAAUCUGGUGCUCUCCAUCCAGACACCAGUGCCAACGGAAUCCGCCCUAACUUCAGCAAUAUGAUGAGCAGCAAGGACCUCUUGGGCACCAAGGAAGACUUUUCAGAUGUUCAUUACCUCACAGAGGACACUGUAUAUACGAUCCUGACUGUCUGUGAGGAAGAAGGGGACUACUCAGUUCUCAUCCGCAUCAUUGGCAAAGUCUUCUCCAAUGCAGAGGCUCUGAUUAAAAGCUUUAGGAAGGUUGCACCUCACACCACAGAAGAGCUCCACUCUUUUGAGCCAACAGAUGUGGACAAGCAUAAGGAGCGAUCAGCCGCUGUAUCAGAGAAGAUGGGUGGUUCCUCUGCUGCUGCUGCUUUACCAGAGGACAGUCCCACUCAAACAGUUGGCCCCGAUGAGGUUACUGUGGACAUUGAUGCUGUGAGGAGGGUGUAUGACAGACUCCUGGCCAAUGAACAGAUAGAGGCAGCUCUUGUAAAUGCUCUGGUUUACCUAACUCCGAAUGUGGAACUUGACCUGGAAUACCUUGAUGUCUAUGAGACAAACCCUGAUUACUUAAACAUCUUCAUCAUUGUGAUGGAGAACAGCAACCUUCACAGCCCAGAGUACCUGGAGAUGGCGAUGCCGCUGUUCUGCAAGGCCAUGAGCAAGCUGCCAGUAUCUGCUCUCGCCAAGUUGUCAAAAGUCUGGGCGCGGUUCGGUCUUCCACAUAUUCGCCGUAUGAUGGAGACCUUCCAGCAGCUCAUCACUUUCACAAUAAUCAGCAAUGAAUACGACAGCGAACAUCUUGUAAAUGAUGACGAGACUGUGGUGGCCGCUACCAAUUGUUUAAAAGUGGUCUUCUACGCAAGUAUCCUGGCUGGGGACCUGGAUGUAGACCAUAAUGAGGAGGAAGAUGAAGAAUCGGAGUCAGAUGAGCUCACCCUGCAGGAACUGCUAGGUGAAGAGCGGCUAUACAGGAAGGGUCCUCGGAUCAACCCUCUGGAAAAAGAACUUGGUGUUAGAACCGUGGACUGCAGAAAGCCCCUUAUCCCCUUUGAGGAUUUUAUCAACGAGUCGCUGAACGACGUGAUUGAGAUGGACAAGGAUUUCACCUUCUUCAAGGUGGACGCCGAAACCAAGUUUUCUUUCCAGAGCUGCCCGUUCAUCCUCAACGCCAUCACCAAGAACCAGGGACUGUACUAUGACAACAGGAUCAGGAUGUACAGCGAACGACGCAUCACUGCACUCUACAGCAUGGUGCAGGGCCAGCAACCCAACCCCUAUCUGAAGCUGAAAGUGCGCAGAGAUCACAUCAUUGACGAUGCCCUCGUCAGAUUGGAGAUGAUUUCCAUGGAGAACCCCUCUGACCUGAAGAAACAGCUGUUUGUUGAAUUUGAGGGGGAGCAAGGUGUCGAUGAAGGAGGCGUUUCAAAGGAGUUCUUUCAGUUGGUCUUGGAGGAAAUCUUCAAUCCCGACAUUGGAAUGUUUACCUAUGACGACGAGACAAAGCUUUUUUGGUUUAAUUCGUCCUCGCUGGAGAAUGAAGCCCAGUAUACUCUUAUUGGGAUUGUCCUGGGCCUUGCCAUUUACAAUAAUUGCAUCCUGGAUGUACAUUUCCCAAUGGUUGUCUAUAGGAAACUCAUGGGCAAGAAAGGAACCUACUUUGACCUGGCAGAUUCUCAUCCAGUUCUCCUCCAGAGUCUCAAGGAGGUACUUGAGUACACAGGCAAUGUUGAGGAAGACAUGAUGAUCACCUUCCAGAUAUCACAUACCGACCUAUUUGGAAACCCAGUCUCAUACGACUUGAAGGAAAAGGGAGACCAAAUCCCUGUUACCAACGAGAACAGACAGGAAUUUGUGGACCUGUAUGCAGACUACAUACUGAACAAGAGUGUGGAGACACAGUUCAGGGCCUUCAAAAAAGGUUUCCUUAUGGUCACAAAUGAGUCCCCGCUGAAAUAUCUGUUUCGACCCGAGGAAGUUGAGCUUCUAAUCUGCGGGAGCAGGAAUCUUGACUUCAAAGCACUUGAAGAUACAACUGAAUAUGAUGGCGGUUACAGCAAAGACAGUCAAAUUAUCAAAGACUUCUGGGAAACACUUCACUCAUUUGGAGAGGAGCAGAAGAGGCUAUUCCUCCAGUUCACCACAGGCACAGACAGAGCACCAGUUGGCGGCCUGGGCAAAUUAAAAAUGAUCAUUGCCAAGAACGGCCCAGACACAGAUAGGCUACCGACGUCUCACACUUGCUUUAAUGCACUGCUGCUUCCAGAGUACUCCUCCAAGGAGAAACUGAGGGAGAGACUUCUCAAAGCCAUCACUUACGCCAAAGGAUUUGGGAUGCUGUGAAAGGCGCUGGUUUACAAAGAACAUUUUCUGACAGUAUUUUUCAACUUCAAUUUUGCAAAAAUUCCCGAGGGAAAUGAAUACGAUGAAACAAAUGCUGUGGUGAUAAUGUGCCUCAACUCGUCUUUCAGUCAUACUCCACUAAUGGCCUUUCACAUGUAGAGCUCAUUUUCCUGGAAUGCAAGCGAUUUAAGUUUCCCAAAGAGUUAAUACAGCAAGUUUAAGGAGGAGCCAGUGAUUCUGGAGAAAUAGUGUUAAUAUUUGCAAUUAGUUUUACCAGUUUUACCAUCCCACUCACUUGAACUGCCACCUCUCCCUCCAUCUGUGUUCUGUGUACGACCACAAAUGCCCCCUGCUGCUGAUUGGAUGAAAUAGUGUUGCGUGGUCCGGUCUGAGCCACUUUGUUUGUCUUCCUUUAUAGAUCCAGGCCUGUGUAUGAACACCAGAUUUUUUUUUCAGUGCACUCACACAGUGGACAGCCAGCGGUAUUCACUGAAUCUGUUGAUUUCAGAUAUCGACCAUCUUUCUCCAGAAUUGCUGACUCCACCUGAUGUGUCUUUUUUCCACGUGUGUUGUGUUCAUGUGCAUUACGAGGGUGUUAAUUACAUUUGAUUUGUGAAACUGUGAAAGUGCACUUACACACAAAAUUUAGUGAAUGCUGUUGUUUUCUUUCUGUUGAUGUAGUUUGAAUUUUCUCAUUUCUCCCAGUGAUAGCACAGAAGUGUCCUGCUCACAGACACUUCCCAGAAGUCACUGGACCGGGCAUAAUGGUGCUCCCUGGCUCAAAUGAUUGUCAUUAUGGUAAAAUGAGGUUUUUGAAUGGAUCCCUGCAUAUUACUGUUAAACUAAGCCCCUCCCUCAUUGGUUUUAUGUUUUAACUUUGUUUUCUUUCAGGGUGCAAACACACUCAACACUAUGCUAUGAACUAAUCUCUUGAAUAUUCCUGUGUUGUGCCUCUUCUAUAAGAUUUAAAAUGAAUACUUAGUAUUCUGUACAUGAGUAUACUGUAAAUUACACCACUUAGUGUGGUUUUUAGUGGUGAGUUGGAUUUCAGAAUGUACUUACAUUUAGCAAUCCAGCUUCACGCCUCAUGGAAAAGUUGUUCUUUGUUGUUUUGUUUGCAGUGAAGUGUUAUUGCUGAUUGCAGACAAAUGUGCAAUGCCUGCAUAAGUAAGAGAAUCGCUGUCCUUUUCUGUUAAAUUUGGCCAAAUGAUAUCUCAGGUAAAAACCAAAAAAAACAAAACAAAAACAAAACAAAAAUAGCAAAUGUGCAAGUAAGAUUGUGAAGCUCUUAUGUAAACCAACUAUUAUGCAAAGUGAAUAAAGAUGAAUAACCAACUUUGUCUUGAAUAGACAUAUAUUCAGACUAUAAAAGCAGCACUACACACAUAACGCAGACAACUUCCAAGAACUGUAUUACACUGAUGUAAACUGACUGGAUUUAUGUUUUUUGUUACCCUGAAACCUGCAUUUAA